Medicago truncatula (barrel medic) is the source of this 2213-nucleotide messenger RNA. RefSeq names its product polygalacturonase 1 beta-like protein 1. The record is from RefSeq and is a predicted model, not a curated record. Lineage: Eukaryota; Viridiplantae; Streptophyta; Magnoliopsida; Fabales; Fabaceae. The coding region runs from base 102 to 1988 and encodes 628 amino acids. The transcript has 2 exons.
AAAAAAUGCCUUGGAGCACUAAUUAAGAUGACCAUUUUCUUAUAUAUCACUCUCACUCCAUUGUGAGACUCAACACAACACACUAAACUCAACAUCUCAAAAUGAAAAUUUACUUCACCUUCCUGUUCUUGUCGCUCUCUUUAUUCCAUGUUUCUAUAGCAACCAUUGGCAGAACACAAGAAUAUUCCUAUUCCAAACAAAAGACAAACCCUUUCACUCCUAAAGCCUCACUCAUUCGCCAUUGGAACACAAAAACCUCUAACAAACUUCCGAUCCCAAAUUUCUUUCUUUCCAAAGCUUCACCUCUCACACCACAACACUACGCAAACCUCAUAAACCUCUUCAAACAAAAACCAUCCUCAUCAAAUCUCCAUAAUACCCUCUGCUCCACACCAUACUUAUUCUGCUCCUUCGACCACCCAAACACACUUUACCAAUCCACAAAAACAAACAAAUCAGACUCAAAUUUCGCCGUCUACUCAAACAAAAAAUUCUCAAACUACGGCUCCGCUCGACUCGGCGGAGUCGACUCAUUUAAAAACUACUCCAACGGUUUAAACACAAACAGCGACUCGUUCAAAAAAUACAGCUCAGGCUCAACUCGUCGCGGUGGUGAAUUCAACAGCUACGCAGAAAACGGCAAUGUAGCUAACACAAACUUCACAAACUACGGUUCCGGUUCAUCUUCCGGCACCGGAAACUUCAAAAGCUACGAUAAACUCGUCAAUGUCCCGAAUCUCGGUUUCACCACCUACGACUCCGGCGCUAACAAUCACAAAUUAUCAUUCUCAAGCUACGGUAACGAUACAAAUUCUGGAUCUCAAUCAUUCAACAGCUACGGAAAACGCGUUCGUAGCGGUAACAGCGAUUUCAUCAAUUAUGCAGUUAGUUCCAACAUUCUUCAAUCAACAUUCACCGGUUACGGUGAAUUAGGAACAGGAGGUGCAAACGAUUCUUUCAAAGCGUACAGUUUCAACGGUAAUAAUCCAAAGAGCAGUUUCAAAGCUUACGGUACCGGUUCCGUUUCCGGUUCCGAUACUUUUGUAAGUUACCGGAACCGCGCUAACGUCGGUGAUGAUUCGUUUCAAAGCUACGGUGCAAAAUCGAAAGCCGGUGCUGCGUCGUUUACGAAUUAUGGACAAUCGUUUAACGAAGGAAACGACACUUUCACUGAAUAUGGAAAAGGAGCUACGGGUAAAACCGCGUUUGGAUUCAAAUCUUAUGGAUUGGGACGCGCGUUUAAGUUAUACAACAAAAACGGCGCGUCGUUUUCAGCGUAUAACAAUUUCAGCACAAUCAGUGGUAAAAUCGUAAAUAGAUUCGUUGAACCGGGUAAAUUUUUCAGAGAAUCGAUGUUAAAGGAAGGAAACGUGAUGGUUAUGCCAGAUAUUGGAGACAAAAUGCCUGCAAGGUCUUUUUUACCUUUGUCUAUAUCAUCAAAAUUACCAUUUUCAUCCUCGAGGUUGAGUGAGAUAAAAGAAGCAUUUCACGCGCGAGAUGGUUCUGCGACAGAGCGCGUGAUAUUUAACGCGCUUAAAGAAUGCGAGAGGGAACCGAGUGUGGGAGAAACAAAACGGUGCGUUGGAUCAGCUGAGGGUAUGAUUGACUUUUCCGUUUCUAUAUUAGGUCCCAAUGUGGUUGUGAAAACAACUGAAAAUGUGAACGGGUCAAAAAGGACGGUGAUGAUUGGAAAAGUCGAUGCAACGGACGGUGGAAAAGUGAUUAAAUCAGUUUCAUGUCAUCCGAGUUUGUACCCUUAUUUACUCUAUUAUUGUCACUCUGUCCCUAAAGUGAGAGUUUAUGAAGCUGAUAUUCUUGACGUGGACACUAAGUCAAAGAUUAAUCACGGUGUUGCCAUCUGUCACAUUGAUACGUCAUCGUGGGGUUCUAAACAUGGUGCUUUUUUGGCGUUAGGGUCUGGACCUGGAAAAAUUGAGGUGUGUCAUUGGAUUUUUGAGAAUGAUAUGACGUGGACAACUUCUAGUUGAGGAAGGAAAUAUUUCAUUCGGUUUUUUCAGUUAGUUAAGAAUACAAAAUUUCACAUUGUCAUGUGUUACCACGUUGUAUUUUUUUGUUUCGUUUUUGUCUUUGAGCUUUCGAUUUCUAUUUGUGAUUCUACCUUGUGUCGUGUUCUAGAGUGGUAUGAAUCUUUGAGUAAGCGUGACUUAUGAUAAUAUGGCUCGUGGCUUUUUAAUAUUAUUAUUAUUACUAAA